AUGUCUGGAGGCAAUGGUCUUGGAAAAGGAGGUGCCAAGCGUCACAGAAAGAUUCUUCGUGACAACAUCCAGGGCAUCACUAAACCUGCCAUUCGUCGUCUUGCUCGCCGUGGUGGAGUCAAGCGUAUCAGUGGUCUCGUCUAUGAAGAGACUCGUGGAGUUCUUAAGGUCUUCUUAGAGAAUGUUAUUCGCGAUGCUGUUACUUACACUGAACAUGCCAAAAGGAAGACAGACAGUUACAGCUAUGGACGUUGUCUUUGCUUGAAGAGACAAGGACGUACCCUCUAUGGUUUG
Molecule: messenger RNA, 294 nt
Organism: Gigantopelta aegis
Lineage: Eukaryota; Metazoa; Mollusca; Gastropoda; Neomphalida; Peltospiridae
Product: histone H4-like
Exons: 1
Biological process (GO): nucleosome assembly
Cellular component (GO): nucleosome
Molecular function (GO): protein heterodimerization activity; DNA binding; structural constituent of chromatin
Source: RefSeq, a predicted model, not a curated record